AUGUCCACCGCCAGUCCGCAAAUCCCAACCGCUCGGGGUCCACGCUAUGACCUGAUGGCGGCCAAUCUGGUAAUUGCUGUCAUCGCGGCGCUCCUGCUGGCGGCGGUGGGCAGCAGAGUUACCGUAGUGCAACUGCUGGAAAAGACUGAAAUCGCCGGCAUCGAAGUCAGCCUUGCGGUGGGGGCGGCGGUGAAUCCCGGCGUGAUCGUUGCCGCAAUCGCAAUCUUCUUUGCGGUGUCCGCGGCGAUUUUCUGCACCUUUCACAACCGUCUGCAAGGCCACGCGCUGGCGGCCGUGGUGGCAUUUUGCAGUUGGCUGUUCACCGGCGUUGCUUUCGUAUUUUUCGUCGCAACCCUGGCGCUGACACCGUUAACGCUGGCCGUACAGGUUGGGGUUUGA
Molecule: messenger RNA, 399 nt
Organism: Geodia barretti
Lineage: Eukaryota; Metazoa; Porifera; Demospongiae; Tetractinellida; Geodiidae
Source: the annotation of a GenBank genome assembly